AUGGCUUCCUUUCUGGUGAUGGUCAGCAUACUUCUCAUUCAUCAUGCAGCGGCUAUCGACGAAUUAAGGGCCCACCCUUACUCUGAUGUUACCUUGCCUUGUCAUUUCUCCUUUGUGAAAGGCACAGACAACCUCGAAUUUACCUGGGAAAGAGAAGACAUCAGGGAGGAAUUUGAGGUAGAAGAUGACAAGGAUUAUUUCCAGUUUUUCAGGUUCUAUGAUUUUUUCGAGGUUUUCUCAAAAGUGGUUUACCAGUUUAGAAAUAACAUGGAGCAGCCAGAGGAGCAGAACGCCAUGUAUGAGAAAAGAGUUUCUGUGAAUCGGGCAGAAAUUUCUGAGGGAAUCCUGUCCCUCUUAUUAAAAAAUGUGAAUUUCCAGGAUCAAGCUAUCUACAAGUGCAUGGCUGUCUCACCAAUUGGAAGGGGUGAAAGCAAAAUUAAGCUAAUUGUAGAAGAUUCUGAACAGCCCCAGGUGGAAUUCAAGCAAAUUGAUGAUGAAACCGUGGCCACCUGCGUCUCCACAGGCUGGUACUACCUGCCAAAUGUGACUUGGCUGGACAGAGGAGAGAGGGAUUUGUCCAAUUACAGCACUGUGGAGAUCUAUGAGGAACAGAUGAAUGGUGCCUAUAGAGUGUUUUCUGUCUUGAAAUACCCUGUCAAACUCAAUGAGAAAUACGUUUGUCGCAUAAUAGAGACAGAUGUGAAUUUUCAACCAUUUAGGACAAUCCGCAAGUAUCCCAGUAAGUGA
Messenger RNA from Gracilinanus agilis (Agile Gracile Mouse Opossum), 747 nucleotides. RefSeq names its product butyrophilin-like protein 10. The record is from RefSeq and is a predicted model, not a curated record. Bases 1 to 747 code for a protein of 248 amino acids. The transcript is spliced from 3 exons. NCBI's taxonomy places the organism in Eukaryota, Metazoa, Chordata, Mammalia, Didelphimorphia, Didelphidae.